This is a messenger RNA of Dunckerocampus dactyliophorus (ringed pipefish), 11445 nucleotides long. It is a transcript of the gene nfixb, whose product is annotated as nuclear factor I/Xb. Gene Ontology annotation, cellular component: nucleus. Lineage: Eukaryota; Metazoa; Chordata; Actinopteri; Syngnathiformes; Syngnathidae. Gene Ontology annotation, molecular function: RNA polymerase II cis-regulatory region sequence-specific DNA binding; DNA-binding transcription factor activity, RNA polymerase II-specific. Gene Ontology annotation, biological process: regulation of transcription by RNA polymerase II. The coding region runs from base 894 to 2489 and encodes 531 amino acids. The record is from RefSeq and is a predicted model, not a curated record. The transcript has 13 exons.
CACCGGCCCUUCCUCCUCCUCCUACUCGUCACCCACCUCCCCGCUCUCCCUCAGUCUCUCUUCCCUCCCUUUCAGCUCUUGAAGCUAACGUAUUGGCUGGGCUUCCAGGCGCCGCGUUGCCAAAUAGGUGGGCCUUACUCGUGCUGGCAAAGGCUCAAGCAAUGGUUGGGGAAAGAGCGCGGCGAGGACGAGAGACAGCGAACGAGAGAACAGAAAGAGAGAGAGUUGGAGAGAAAAGGGGGGAAAAAAGAAGCGGCACUCGGCUUUGCCAGCGGUCGUAUGCGCUCGUCCAACAUUGAUUCGGCUCUCUAUUCCCCCACCCCCCCACCUCUAUUCUGUGCUCUGCCCCCCUGCCUCUCUGUGCGUGUGUGUGUGUGCGCGCACGUGUGUGUGUGUAUGUGUGUGAACCUUGCACCGGGCCCUGGGAUCAGAACAGACACCACUACCAAUUACUCCUUGCCAAGGAUUUUUUUUAUUCAAGGUUUUUUUUUUUUUUUUUUUUACUUUUUUUGGAUGCACCACGGAUGGUUUGAUUUUUAAGUGCAUCAUCUCUGUUCUUUUUUUUUUAACCCCACAGUGCAAUACUGUUAAUUCUAUUUUUUACUGGACAAUCCUUUUUGACAUUUUCGGCGUAUUGCGGUGAAACCUGAACUUUUUGCCCUGCUGAUUUUUUUUUUGCUUUUAAAUUCAAACCCGCGGCUUAUUCUGCUAAUAGUUUUUGACAUCUCCUCAAUUUUUUUUUGCUCUCUCCAUUAAUUCUCCAGUCUUUGCCAAACCAGCACUUGCUUUACAUUGGGGAGCGCAGAAGGAAAAAAAAAAAAAAAAAAACUGUUGCAGGAGAUUUUUUUUUUUUCACUUUAAAAGCUGUGCCAAAUUUAUGAUGAGAGUGCAAAAUGGAUGAAUUUCAUCCCUUCAUUGAGGCCCUCCUCCCCCAUGUCCGUGCCUUCUCGUACACCUGGUUCAACCUGCAGGCCCGUAAGCGCAAGUACUUCAAGAAGCAUGAAAAGAGGAUGACCAAGGAUGAGGAACGCGCGGUGAAGGACGAGCUGCUGGGGGAGAAGCCAGAGAUCAAGCAGAAAUGGGCCUCGCGCCUGCUUGCCAAGCUCCGCAAGGACAUCCGGCCCGAGUUCCGUGAGGACUUUGUGCUCACCAUCACAGGGAAGAAGCCGCCAUGCUGUGUGCUGUCCAACCCCGACCAGAAAGGCAAGAUCCGCCGCAUCGACUGCCUCCGUCAGGCCGACAAGGUGUGGCGGCUGGACCUGGUGAUGGUCAUCCUGUUCAAGGGCAGCCCGUUGGAGAGCACGGACGGGGAGCGGCUGGUCAAGUCGCCCCAGUGCUCCAACCAUGGCCUGUGUGUCCAGCCGCACCACAUUGGAGUGACGGUCAAGGAGCUGGACCUCUACCUGGCCUACUUUGUCCACACACCAGAACAAUCAGGACAAUCAGACAACUCCAACCAGCAAGGGGAGACAGAUGUCAAGCCCCCGCCGAAUGGCCACUUGAGUUUCCAGGACUGCUUUGUGACUUCAGGCGUGUGGAACGUAGCGGAGCUGGUCCGUGUGUCACAGACCCCAGUAGCUACAGCGACUGGCCCAAACUUCUCCCUCGCCGACCUGGACAGCCCCGGGUACUACAACAUCAACCAGGUGACCCUGGGACGGCGUUCCAUCACCUCUACUCCCUCCACCAGGACUGAAAUGGAGCUUUAUGCAAGUCUCCCACGGAGCUCGAACAAGCGCAAGUCCAUUGACGACAGUGAGAUGGAGAGCCCAGUGGAUGAUGUCUUCUACUCGGGCCGUUCGCCAGCGGCCGGCAGCAGCUCACAGUCCAGUGGUUGGCCCAAUGAUGUCGAUGCAGUGCAGCACCAUUUGGCCAGUGUGCAGGAGAGGAAGAUUAAGCAUGAGAGCGAUGGAGUGCAGUUUCCUUACCAUGGACUGUCAUCGCCUGGUUCUCUUAAGAAGCCGGGGAAAUUCGAUUUCAGCGCACUCUCCUCCCAGACGAGGUCCCCCCGCAUGGCGUUCACCCACCAUCUGCCAAUGCUGGCGGGAGUGAGACCAGGGAGUCCCCGUGCUUCUGCCUCGGCCCUGCACUUCCCAUCGCCCUCCAUCAUCCAGCAGUCAAGCCCCUACUUCACCCACCCGACCAUCCGCUACCACCACCACCCUGGACAGGAUCCCCUGAAGGAGUUUGUGCAGUUUGUCUGUGCUGAUGGCCCAGGGCAGGCCGCCGGACAGCCAAACGGGAGCGGCCAGAGCAAAAUGCCAGGCUCCUUCUUGCUGCCUCCACCUCCCCCAGUGGCCCGCCCAGUGCCCCUCCCUAUGCCCGACUCUAAACCCAACAGCACGCCCCCUGACGGCGGACUCUCCUCGCCCGCAUCUCCGUCAUACUCCACGCCAGGCGCCACAGCUCCCAACAGGUUUGUCGGCAUCGGAUCACGGGACAACAACUUUCUGAACAUCCCGCAGCAGACACAGUCUUGGUUCCUCUGACAAGAUCUGUGCACGAACCAGCAACGAGAAUUAUUUCUUUACAAUCACAAAUAGAUUAUAAUUGUCCUCCAAUCACAACACAGUACAGUGACGGGCCAUUACAGUGCAUCUCACCGACCUAAGCCAAAACACAGAGAAAACACCGCAGGAAAUUUCAGCAGCACUUAGAGGAACUCCGGACUCAUUGUAUUCAGUCAGAGGAAGGAGCCAUAUGGAGCAAAGAACGCUCGAUGGAAAGAUGAUGGCAUGGACAAGAGGAGGACAAGAGAGCGAAGGGUAAGGUGACAAAUGGCAGCAAGCAGCUCGGAGGGAUGUCUCCUGAAAAAUCAGCACAACGUGACAGCGACGCAGGACGAGCCUGAGGAGAACUUUGUAAGGAUGCAGUGGCUACAAAAAUCAGCAACAUUUGAGCAGAACCCACGAUGAAAUAUAGAUUCCCAGUGAAAGCUGCAGUCCAUACUCCACGCAAAACCGUUUCCCUCCCAGAACGACCACUGACUCUACAAAGGCCCCUUCAACCCUCCAACUAACUAAAGAGACACCAUGCCAAAAUAUAGCGUGUAGGCUCGCACCUACAGGCUCAAUCAAUUAACAUGAAUCCUAUCGAUGUGCACUAAUUACACACAAGGCAUGGCGGCCAAAAGCUUGGCCGAUGAUAAGAGUUUUAAAGAGGAAAAGGCACAAGAGGCCCCAAAGUCGAGACCCAUCACAUCUGCCCACACUUUGAAAACAGGAAGUCCAGUCAGACACAACCUGUGCCAUGAACGCAGCAUUUGUACACAGUUGUAAACACACCGUGUUGUGUUUCUAGAAGGUGUGUUGUGUAGUUACAAAGCAAGCCCAGUGAACCGUCACUACCUAUUUGGUUAGCAAUAUACAACCAACACUGUAAAAUCAGUGUGCACCAAUAUAGAUAGCAGCUAUUCACCCUCCUCCCCUCUUGUAAAGUAGGUGAUUACAUUUGGUAUCUCGUGCAUGUUCUCUUAUUUGAAUUCCUUUUGGAUUUGUACUAUUUUAUAAUUGUUUUAUAUUUGAAUGACAGCACCUUAUAAAGAAAUACCGUAGGAUGUUGCAAGGUGGUUAGCGAAACCCAUGGUCAUGUAUGGAAAACAUAGAAGAAAACAAUUCAAACAUUUUAGGGAUAUUUUUGUUUCCCUUCCAAGAUUUUAAAGAUUGAUUCUGUUAGGCUGGCCCUGAGCCUACAAGAACCUGUGUAGCUCUCUGAUUGGUUGAAUGCAUUCAGCGUGGCAAGCUAGCGUUUUAUAGGCAGGGAGGGUCCCACAUGAGAAAUCUAAAAAACAGAAAAUGUGGCUCUUGUGCGUUUCAGAGGUACAACGAAGCCUCUUUUGUCGCCUUCCCAAGGAGCCAGUUGUUUCUUUCCAGUUUCCAGCAUUUUUACCUGAUAAGAAAAAGUAAAGAAACUAGGGAUGUCCCGAUGCAAAUUUCUUGACUUCCGAUCCGAUCCGAUUUUUUUUUGUCUUGCCGAUUUGAUCUGGUACCGAUCCUUGUUUCUUCUUUUUUUUUUAAAUAAUAAGCUUUUGUUACAAACACGAAAUUGUGGGAUUGAAUAUGGUUAUGAACACAGCUCUUCAAAGCAUUAAAAAUAAUGCAGCCAAAUAGAACGUAUUAUACAGCAUGACCAACAAUAUUGUUUGGCUUUUGGAACAAACCUUUGUGAGCCAGGUCCCUAAUCCAAUAAAAGUCCAUCCAAUAAAAGACAAAAUUGGGAAUAAAUGGGUGUGCAAAAUACCUUUAGGGUAGGGCUAAUCAUUUGACAUGGGUAUAGUUCAAUUUGUGGUGUGAUUUAUUGACGGCCCCUAGUAUAAACAACCAGCGGUUACAGCGGCAUUGGCGGAGCCAGAAGUUUUUCAUUGGGGUGGCCAAGGUGAGACCAUUACUCACAUAGGCGGGGCAAUAAGUUGACACCUGAAAUGUCUAGAUGGCCAGUGGGGUCGCCAGAGUGACCAAUGGUGGCCACGGAGCUCCGCCACUGUAUAGCGCCACUUCCCGUGACACACCAGUCCGGGAACAGUGAGGGGGGAAAACUACCGCUGUAGCUACGGAGCAGAAUAUCCAACGUCCAACUGAAACUAACUUCACCACGGUACACCGCGGACAUGUCUGCAUUUCUGGUGUUGCAUUUUCUUCUUUUUGCGGGUGGCGAGAGUCGAGUGUGGCCCAGAGUUACGAACGCUAACGCUUACAAACGGAUCGGCCCGAUCUCUUGAUGGAAGCCGAUAUUAUCCGAUCUUCAAAAUACAGCGGAUCGGCAGCCAAUCGGGACAUCCCAAUCUAGGACAGUUCCUUAUUCCUCAGUGCCAAACACACAGGGUUCAUAUAAAGGCUUAGACUUUUUUUUUUCGAUUUUUGAGGGUUGAUUGUUUCUCAUGUGUGAAACAGCCCUGAUUUUUAAAUUAAAAAUAGGGACGGGCAUUUGACUCAAUUUCAAUCGACUCAAUUAAUUCAUAUUUUUAUGUGGAGAAAAGAAACUUGGCCUUUCCUCAGAGUCAUUUCAUUUUGCUAAUUAUGAACUACAGUGGAACCCGUUUACGUCGACAACUCAUCUACCAACUCAUCAAGUCCUGGUCCUUGCGUUCUUAUUAUAACUAAAAAGUGCCCCCUUAAGUCGGAGUCAACAUACAUGAUUGACCGCUUUUGUCGACAUCAAAUUUGAGUCACUUGGGUCUUUUCUAUUGAAAAUCGAUCCGUUUAUGUCGACGUGUUUGCUCCAGCGGAACCCGUUUAAGUUCACUCAUCAAGUCCUAGCCCACCAUGUUCUUUUACUGAAAAGUGCCCACUUAAGUUUAUGUCGACGGCUUUUGUCAACAGAAAAUUGGAGACCCAAAGGGGUCAUUUGUAUUGAAAAACAGUCCUUUUAUGUCAACAUGGUAUUUGCUGCAGUGGAACCCGUUUGUGUUGACAACCUGUCUACCAACUCAAGUCCUGGUCCACCGUGUUCUUAUUCCUAAAAAGCAUCAACAUUUUGUCAACAAUUUGACCUCCAGAGGGGUCAUUUCUAUUGAAAAUCGGUCCUGUUAUGUUGACAUGUGUUGUAGUAUUAUCCGCCUCAUCAUUAUUGCUAAGCGAGCAUCCAAACGUGCACACAUUGGCUUCCUGUUCAGUCCAAAGUAAGUUUCAAAAUAAAGGCAAGACAGUAUUAACCUGGAUUCUACCACAGCAUCUACCAAUUUUUUUUAGAUUGUUAGCCGCCAGAAAAAAGAUUUACAAAAGCAUGGGUCCAACGUGGUCAAAGCUAUAUUCGGUUAUGUCGAAAACCGCUUAUGUUGACAUGAGUCAUCCAACCUGAGGGGUGUAAACUUAAACGAGUUCCACUGUCUUGCCAUCGCAGAGGUCUGCAUGGAUCAUCUUCUAUCGGACACAAGCUAGCUGAGACUGACUCAACAGCACCUCUGUUGGUUGCAGCCAAGUAGUGCACUCCAUUCUCACCUCACUUGCUUCAAGACAUGAUUAAUCGACAAUGAAUUGCCAGGAAUCUUAAGGAGCAGUUCAUCAAUUAUGCCCAUCCCUACUCACACCAAUUAAUCAGCAAGCAUCAUCUGUCGCAGUUGCGUUUACCGACCACUUUGAAUCCUUGAUUUUUACCCUCCAUAAACUGUAUGAACCCUGCAAACGUAAAGGUGGCAACUGAAAGAGUACAAACCAGACGUUUUUGACAAUCAAAGGAAAAGGUAUUUCCUGGGAAGUUGUUUGGCGAGCCACACCAGUCAAGAAAAGUCAACUAUUUGGUGAGCCGUGCUGGCGAUGAUUCUGUACGAUAAGUGAAACGAAAGAGAUGGGAAAGGUUGCUGAAAAUGGGGAAGCUGUUCUUUUUUCUGUCUCCAUAAAAAAACUUUUAAAAAAAGUUUACCUGUUGUUUACACUCCCAGACGGACCGCCGCUCCAAGAGCGGAGGGAACCACGCUGCGGAGCAAAAUGAAUAUGUGACAUAUCGGUCUCUUUUCAGUCGCUUUUUUUUUUUUAAAGGAUAAAGAGAAAUGGGAUGUAGUGAAAAGGAUGGCGGCUCUGGUAAUCUCAGCCCUUGUAGUGGGAAUCGAUGAGCCCCGAUUGAUCAAAAAUGCACUAAAACGAUCACGCCAGCCAAACUUUUUCAUUUCUAAAUCAGUGUUGACACGUGUCUUGCACACACACACACGCCCUGCCCAACUGAACUCAAAGAGGAAGGAAGUCUUAAACGUCGACAAUCUGACGAGGCCUUGAUGCUCAUAAUCCUUUUAUGUGAACGCCGCUUAGUUUCUGAUGGGACGUUCCAUUCGAAGCACUCACUCGAAAACCUCACAAAAUAACUGGACUGCCUGGCCACGUUCCUCACUGCAGGGAAGCUCCACAGUCGGCCACGCAUCUCCUCAGCCUCAUUAGAUUGAGCGAGCUCUGCUGACUUCACGGCGGCUUCGGUGGUUUCUUUUCUAAUCUAAAGGAAGUGCCUCUGUAUUCCCAUUAUGCAAUUUGUCAAACAUGAAUUCAGGUUCUUUUUUUCCACAUAUAAGCUAUAGUGAAUGGUGGAGCGGGGGGUGGGGGGGUGGGGAAACUAUGUCAGGAGAAGGGGAGAUUAAAAACAGCUCACUAGAUAAGCAAGCAUCUUUAUAUAUACAGUAAUACACAUAUAUAUUUAUAGCUACAGUAUAUCAGUUUGUUUUUAUUUGCAAUAUAAGCUCAGUGGCAGUCUAGUUAUUUUUUGAAACAUGGCAGUCAUAGGUUGGAUCUCAGAAACAGCAGAUUGGAGCUACGGUAGCAGCCUCUAAAUUGCUCAACACGGCCGGAGAAACGAGGAAAAUCCACGGCAAACAACAACAAAAAAAAUGUUUAAAAAUCAGAUAGUGUAGAUGUAAAAAAAACAAAAAAAACCAACAGAAGAUCAACUCAUGUUUAGUUGUUUUCUUUCUUGUUCGGAUGGGAAGUAUUGUAAUUGAAACGCAAUGAUGUGUGUUGAUUGAGCCAUGUGCAAUGCCUUGGUAGAGGAUUUGUGUUUCUUUGUUCGUGAUUAAGGGUGUUGCGAGAAGAGAGGGGAUACCCUCUUGCUCUCUUUUUUCUUUUUUUUCCCCUUUUUUUUGUUUUCUGUUUGUGUUACUUGUGUUUCAAGUCCGUAGACUCUGGGACUCUAAAUAUAAGAGUGGAGAAAAAAAAUCCAACUCAUUGUAAGUAAGUUUCGGGGGAAUUGUUCCUUUGGUCUUUGUUUUAUAAGAAAAACUUUAUUUCUAAUCAUUUGUUUAAAACACGUGGGAGGGCUGAAGGAACAAUUUUGCAACUCAGAAAAUAUAUAUCACUUUGAAAACUGGUGCUUUCUUUCCGAGAAGUAUUAGGGCCACACAGAAAAAAAAUAAAGUCAAAAUAUUAGAAAAACAUUCCUAAUUCUAAUUCCCAAUAUGACAACUUAUUUCUCCAAAAAAUAUGCCUUGAUUUUCAUAAAAUUGAAUUUUUUUUAACCAAAAAACAUUUUUUUCUCAUAAUAUUCGUAUAAUGAAAAUGACUUCUAUAAUACAGUAGAUCCCUGCUUGUCACGUUACAUUUCAGGCGAAUGGCGAAAAACUGCAAGUAAUUACUGCACACACAAAAACUUUAACCCCGGUUUAACCCUCCGUCUAAUUUGACGGAGACGUUCUCCAAUUUCACAUUAACAUUUGCAAUAAGUUUGACCGUUGUAAUUAUUACAUUUGAUUCAGCACGAGAACCCUCCUCUUCUCUCUUUGAGUUCCUUGUGACACAAUCCAGGUUUAAACCAUAAAUAUGCCCGCGAUGAACAGAUGGAAUCGGAGUGAUGGUGUAGCCAGUCGCAGCACACAAAUAUGGUGCGUUCAAGGAAUGAAAAAACAUUAACGGUGAAGCAUAAAGAUAUAAACAUGUAAGGAUUGUGUGGGUUUUUUUAAACAGUGGCACAUGUAUGCUGUACAUUUUAUCUGUAUUAUCAUAUAUUUAGAAAUUAUUACCGACUUGCGGUGGUUGUGAUGUGUUUCUGCGGGGGGAAAAAACUGAGACACAUUUUUGGAGAAAAUAAAUACAAAUAUUAUAAAUUCCAGUGUAUAAGCUGCACCCACUAAAUUUAGAGGAAAAAACAGAUUUGUACAUACAUAAGCCGUACCGGUGUAUAAGCCGCACGUGUGCACAUUAUAAAAUGGCGUAUUGUGGCGUGCACCGGUCUGUGAGAACCAGGCAGCUCUUUGAAAGGAGCCAAUCAUGAGCUAUGAAAAAAACUUAUGAUGAGCUUGUCAACCUAUUGGAAAUUGCAGGAGGUCAUUAACAAUACAACAGUCUGACUCCGUGUCAUCUUACAAACGACAUUAAACUAAUCACACAGCAAAUAACACUCAAACGUUACACCUCUGAAAUAUACAAAUAUGUACCAAUACAAGUUCAAAGUGGAAAAAAGCCAACAUUUAAAAUUUUCCCAUAAUGCAUUUUGUUUGAGAAAACCAUUUCAUUGGAGGAGCAUAGAAAGCAUAGCACAAUGCUGCCUCUGUCCACCAGAGGGAGGCUGACGUCAUUGCAGCGCCCCGAUGAAUGCGUUGCUCAGACGCAUUGCAUUAUGGGAAAACAUUAAAAUGUUGGGUUGGUUUCAUUUUGAACUCGUAUUGGUACAUGUUUGUAUAUUUGUCAAGUAUACCCUUUGAGUAUUAAGUUGCUGUGUGAUGAAUUUAGUGUUAGUAAAGUGUUCUUUGAAAGAUUACCCCAUUUGUCAGACUGUUAUAUUGAGUAAUGACCCCCUGCAAUUUCCAGUGGGUUGACGAGCUCGAGCUACCAGUGCACUUACACACUGAUUGACUCCUGCCAAAGAAAGAGCUACCGUUUCCUCACUGACUCGUGUGCGGCACGACAGUUAGUAUUAGUUUUGAAGUAAAGGAGAUGUCACGAGAUUAGAAUUUAGCCAUAAAUUAACCGCACCGCUGGGCUCAAAGUUUAAGAAAAAAGUAGUGGCUUUCACACCGCAAUUUACGGUAAAAAAGUAUUUUUUUCCCCAAAAAAUCCGGAAAUUUGCAGGGCCCUGGCUGUUGAAUCGUGAAUGUGUGGAGAUCUAACUGGAUUAUGAUUUUAUUCUCAUCAAAUGAUUGGCUCUUUUUUUCUUUUUUUUUUUUUUUACUCUGUGUGGCCCAGAUACUCCUUCAUGCUUUCUAAAGGCUAAAGUGCAGUCCAUCUAUUAUACAUACAGUCAAUCCAAUAGCAGUACACACAAUUAUCAUAAAAGCAAAUUUUAGGAAAACAUACAUUAAUCUGUCUUUUUGUAUUUACUGAGAGGGGGGAGGGGUUCACUGUGUGAAAAAAGGUUGUUGUGACAAAAGGCAUUUUUCCUCCUCAUGAACUAACACCACGUGGAUUGUAUCAUCUUAUAUCCAAAUACGGGACAUAGACAAAAUCUUCUCACUUUGGGAGAUGCACACAAAGACCAUGAAUGAUGAGUCUCCUGGUCUGGCAAGAUGGGAUUUUUGUUUUUAUUUGAUGUAAAAAUUCCGUCAGAAGUUUGCAUCUUUGCUCUGAGUGGUGCUGUCACCCAUUGAAAUGAGCCCCACACGUCCCCCAUCUCCCCCCACCACCCCUUCGCUCUAUAAUCCCAACAUUUCCCUUUUGUAAAUGACUAUAAAUAUUUGUUUGGUGAUGUAGUGUUCUAGACUGAGAGCAUCUUAAAGGUCAUCCCUAAAAAAAAAAAAAAAAGUGCCUUUUGUUCACAGAUUCCAUCUUGUAUACUCCUGAGUGCCCAUCUCAAAUAAGGAAAAAAGAAAAAAAGUCCCCCCCUUCAUCCUUCUAUAUCCACUUGUUUCUCUUCUUCUCCUUUUUAAAUCAGUAUACAUCGUACUAAAGGCAACUGGUGUGAUUUAGUUCCUAUUUUUAUUGUUGAAUAAUUAAAAAAAAAAAAGCAGAAAAAGCAACAAAAAACAAAACAAAAAAAAGCUUCUUUUUCCUCUGUAUCUUGUCUUCUGUCUAUCUCGGACACUGGAGUAGUCUGUAGCUGCCCCCCCUCCCCUACCCUCCCCUCCCCUCCCGCUUUCUUUUUUUUUCCCCUUUUCUCUGAAUGGUGGGGUUUAAAAAAAAAAAAACAAACAAAACAAACAAAAAAAAAGACACCUUUUAUUUUGUCUGAGCAGAAUGCAGUUAGCACACAUGUUAUUCUUGUCUGUACGCUUCACAUUGUAUUACCAUUACCCAUCUUCUUCAGCUUCUCCAUUCAACAGCUAAUGUAAGUGAACAAGUUACACCAGCGGGCUCUGGGCUGCGUUGAGGAUAAUUAUGGGGGAGGGGGGGAGGGGGCAGAGAGGCCACAAGCACUCAUUGGGUUUAAAUGAGGGAGAGCCAGUGCUGUAGAACUGCUAGUGUAGGCAGGUUAGUUUGUAAUCCUUGUUUGUGUCUAUUUAUUAUUUUUAUAAUUACAUUUGGACUUGCUUAUUGAUUUUCUUUUUUAUUAUUAUCAUUAUUAUUAUUUUUGUCAUUGCAACUUGCAGCACUAAAACGCUGCACUCAAUUAUGCACCUUUCAAGUGGUUGAAUGAGACCCACUUUAAAACAGACAACAAAAAAAAAAGCACCUUAUAAGCAGACCGGUUCCACGGUGUCUCGGCUUAAAGGCUCAUUUUAAGCACAAAAAAACAAAAAAAAACAAAGGUCACACGCUGCCUUCCAAUAUGGACUUUCUAUAAAAUUAGCAGCAAUGUGUUCCAGACGUGUAGACCAAAGUGUUUUGUAAGACAAAAGCACCUUGGAAUCGAACCAUCAGCAGCAGUAUUAACAAGCACCAUAGCAGAGAAGCCAUAAUGGGGGAGGGACAGGUUGCACCUAAACCACCAAGAGUGCUUGUGCUCCUCAUCCCUUCAAAAGCAGCAUCCCAUCCUCACACACACUUCCAAGAGCCCCUGGUGAAAUGCAUGUGUUAAAGUUUCUUUUCCAUAAUAAGAUUUAAAAAAAACAGUUAGAAAAGAGCAACACUUGAUUGAAUAAAGAGGAUGUUCUUGACUGUA